Neoarthrinium moseri is the source of this 972-nucleotide messenger RNA. RefSeq lists its product as uncharacterized. The coding region runs from base 1 to 972 and encodes 323 amino acids. The record is from RefSeq and is a predicted model, not a curated record. NCBI's taxonomy places the organism in Eukaryota, Fungi, Ascomycota, Sordariomycetes, Amphisphaeriales, Apiosporaceae. The transcript has a single exon.
AUGCAGUCACAAGCACCAUCACCGCGGUUGAAAACCGGCAAUAACCUCGUGGUCCUAGCAACCAGCAAUUACAGCUCGGCGAAGCACCUAAUCCGUGUGCUAGUCGAUAACAUGGUAAAGUAUAUAAUUGUCCCUGAUGAGGUACCAGACGGCUGGCAAUUCAGGGCAAAUGGUAGUCUGUCCAGUCUUCCUCCUAUUCCUCGAGGAAACGGAAAGUAUUACCGUCUGGAGCGAACAGGUGAGACGACAUGUCCAUUUUUCCCGCGAACUACUAAUGUUCCUGAGGAAAUUGACAGCAUAACGGAUCCAAACGUUCAUCACGAUAUCCAAAUCAACUACGCAGAACUUCAAAAGGUGCCUUCCCGAAUUCAAAAAUGGUCUGACAGUCAUAACAAACACUUCACAGAAAGAACCACCGCUGUGACACACCCUUCUUUCAAGAACGACAUGGUGAUGCGCAUUGUUGAGUUCCCCGAAUCCUUGUGGAAACCAGAGGUAAAUAGUCCUGGGGGCCGACGUCUGACACUCACAGAAAGGAUGACAACGGAGUUCCUCAUUCAACAAAGGGCCGCAUCUAGAGGGCUUGCGCCCGAAAUUACCGGGCUUGUUACCGAGGCUGGCAGGGGUAUCAUCGGCUUCUUGUCUGAGUUCGUUCAUGAUGGGAAAUCUGUUAGUGACUACUGGACGUCUCACGGCAAGCAAGAGCUGGAUGACCAAGAUAUCGAAGCAUGCCUUCAGUUAGCCAAAGGUCUGGCUCGGCUUAAUAUUUAUCACGGUGAUCUCACGCCCAGCAACCUCAUACGUCGAGAUGAUGGAACAGUCCUCGCAAUUGACUUUGAAUUCGCUACGGAUUCUAGUAGUCUUAAAGAUGGCUCUGCACGGCAGGAGGAUGAGUUCAAUGACCUUAGACUCAUGUUGAUCAGGAAUACUCUAGCCUCUGGGGAUUCCUCAAGUGAUGAAGCUUUGCAGUAG